Molecule: messenger RNA, 1997 nt
Organism: Culex pipiens pallens (northern house mosquito)
Lineage: Eukaryota; Metazoa; Arthropoda; Insecta; Diptera; Culicidae
Gene: Adck1
Product: aarF domain-containing kinase 1
Exons: 2
Coding region: 262-1818 (518 amino acids)
Biological process (GO): lipid homeostasis; mitochondrion organization; protein phosphorylation
Cellular component (GO): mitochondrial inner membrane
Molecular function (GO): protein kinase activity; ATP binding
Source: RefSeq, a predicted model, not a curated record
AGUCAGUCAUUCUCCAGUCGCUUGAGAGCAAGCUCGCGCGUGUAGCGUAGUCGCGUAUACGUACGCUAAGCUGGGUUGGUUUAAUUACAGUUAGCUUAAUUUGUAGGGGUGGUAGCCCAAAAGGAGUGUGCAACACACUUUCCCGUUGCUUUCGCCGAAGAUGGAUUAGCCCAGCCUGGAGUUGAGGUGUUGUUCCUAGUGUUGAUUGUUACCCUUUUUCGUGAGCUGAAAGAUAGAGUUAAGAUAAUUGUUGCGAUCGAGAUGUGGCCCACGAGGAGGCUGAUCAAAUACGGGCUUGUCGGAGGUUCACUUUUGGGAACCGCCGUAAGUCUUCACGCCAACGACUAUGAUAUCAAUUCGAUAGGAAUCGUUCGGCUGGGUCGCGCCGGAAUGACCGUAUUCGACAUUGCUGUCACGUACAAAACAAACCUCUACAAGCGUGAAUGGCCCGAUAAGAAAGAUCCGGAAUAUGUUAAGCUGAAGAGCGAAACGCACAAGUUGGCCGCGGAGAAGCUGCUGAACCUGUGCCGAACAAACAGGGGAGUGUACAUUAAAGUAGGUCAGCAUAUCGGCGCCCUGGAGUACCUGCUCCCGUACGAGUACGUCAACACGAUGAAGAUCUUGCACAGCAACGCACCCCAGAAUCCAAUCGAAGAUCUGUACAAGGUGAUUCGGCAAGAUCUGAAAAAGGACCCGGAGGAAAUCUUUUCCUCGUUCGACCCGGAACCACUUGGAACCGCUUCGCUUGCCCAAGUCCAUCGAGCAACGCUCAAGGAUGGCACCGAAGUGGCCGUCAAGGUUCAACACCCGUACGUCCGGGGGAACUCCCUCGUGGACAUCAAAACGAUGGAGCUCCUGGUCAACCUAGUCACGUGGACCUUCCCGGACUUUAAGUUCCAGUGGCUGGUGAAGGAAACCAAACGAAACCUCCCCAUCGAAAUGGACUUUGAGAACGAGGGACACAACGCCGAAAAGGUGGCGGAAAUGUUCAAGGACUACGCGUGGUUGAAAAUCCCCAAAAUCUACUGGGACUACACGACCUCCCGCGUCCUGGUGAUGGAAUACGUCAAGGGUGGCCAGGUCAACGACCUCGAAUACAUCCAGCAGCAAAAGCUCGACCCGUACGACAUCGCGAACAAAAUCGGUCAACUGUACGCCAACAUGAUCUUCCUGCGGGGCUUCGUCCACAGCGAUCCCCACCCGGGCAACAUUCUCGUUCGACGAACACCUAAAGGGGCCACCGAAGUUAUCCUGCUCGACCACGGACUGUACGCUGACCUCACGGAAAAGUUCCGCUACGAAUACUCGAAACUUUGGCUCAGCAUCCUGAAGGUCGACCAGGCAGGCAUGAAGCAGCACGCACAAGCCCUCGGCGUCCAAGGCAGCAUGUGGGGCCUGUUCGCAUGCAUGGUCACCGGCCGACCCUGGAACUCGGUCAUCAGCGGCAUCGACAAGGUGAAGCAGGACGAGCAAGAGAAAGAAAUGAUGCAAACGGAGGGCAAACUCGUCAUCCCGCACAUCUCGGACGUGCUGGAAAAGGUGGACCGCCAGAUGCUGCUGGUGCUCAAAACCAACGACCUCAUCCGGGGCAUCGAAACGACGCUCAAGACGCAAAACCGCAAGACGGCCUUCUGGGUGAUGACCAAGUGCUGCGUCAAGAGCGUCGGCAACCGGGAGUACAUGCAGGCGACCGAUCCGUGGCGCAAGCUGUCCUCCUGUCUGCGCGAAAACUGGGCCAUCCUCAAGCUGAACCUGUACUACCUCUACCAGGGCAUCGUCAGCCUGUCGCUGCUGUCGGCGCUCAAGAUGAUAUUCUAGUUUGGGUUCAAUUGUUUUGUGUAAUUUAACAAAGUUGAAGAUGCUUGCGUUUCUGUUGUUCACCUUUAACUUUUAAGCUACUGUCGAAGAUUUCCAACCGACAAACAGGUAUGUUAGAUUUAUGGCUUGUUGCGUACACAAAUCUUUAUUUUCUAGCAAAUAUAAUGCUGUCGAUGUAA